Messenger RNA from Grus americana (Whooping crane), 816 nucleotides. Its product is annotated as interferon-like. Gene Ontology annotation, cellular component: extracellular region. The transcript has a single exon. NCBI's taxonomy places the organism in Eukaryota, Metazoa, Chordata, Aves, Gruiformes, Gruidae. The coding region runs from base 1 to 816 and encodes 271 amino acids. Gene Ontology annotation, molecular function: cytokine activity; type I interferon receptor binding. The record is from RefSeq and is a predicted model, not a curated record. Gene Ontology annotation, biological process: cytokine-mediated signaling pathway; response to exogenous dsRNA; B cell differentiation.
AUGGCUGCGCACGCAACCCCACAGCCCUGCCCGCGGCACGGCGCCCCGGCGCUCCUGCUCCUCCUGACGGCUCUCGCCACCGCCCUCGCCUGCCACCACCUGCGGCCACGCCACGCCACCCUCACCUGGGACAGCCUCAACCUCCUCCAGGCCAUGGCUCCCAGCCCGCCACAGCCCUGCCACCACCAGCAGCCGCCAUCCUUCCCCGACACCCUCCUCCACGACAACCACACGAACCAAGGCGCCGCCACCGCCCUCCACAUCCUCCAGCACCUCUUCGACACCCUCAGCAGCCACAGCACCCCCCGCCACUGGGACGCCCAGGCACGCCACCAACUCCUCAACAGCCUCCACCACCACAUCCAGCAGCUCCAGCAAUGCCUGCCAGCCAACGGGACGCGCUUCAAAAGGCAAGGGCCCCGCAACCGGCUGCUCAGCAUCAACAAGUACUUCAGCCGCAUCCAUGACUUCCUCCGUGCCCACAACCACAGCGCCUGCGCCUGGGACCACGUCCGCCUUGAAGCUCGCGCCUGCUUCCAGUACAUGGACACACUUAUACGGCGGAUAAAAAGCCAAGCCACUCCUGCCCUCUACCAAAGCCACCCGCAUGCACCCCCACCACCGCUUCAGGACCGCCACCCAAUCCCUCCCCACCUCUGUCCUCCAGCUCCUCCGAUCGCCCAGGGACAGGAGCCCCUGGCAGAACGGCCCUGCACCCACAGCCCCCCUGCUGGAAAGGAAGGAUUAUGGAACUCGUGCUAUUAUUUAGACAAGGAGUGGAUGUAUUUAUUCACCUAUUUAUUCGACAGAAAAUAA